Molecule: messenger RNA, 1068 nt
Organism: Orbilia oligospora ATCC 24927
Lineage: Eukaryota; Fungi; Ascomycota; Orbiliomycetes; Orbiliales; Orbiliaceae
Exons: 2
Coding region: 1-1068 (355 amino acids)
Source: RefSeq, a predicted model, not a curated record
AUGUCGUCGACGCCGACAGUAACUCGCAAUGUUCUCGGUCCACUGACUACAACUUUUACACCGGAUCCGAGUUGUACGAUACCUGCUAUCUACUGUCCUAGGGAAUCUGCUUGCGUCGCUUGGCAGGCACAAACAUGUAUCAGCGGCAUCGGCGCGAUCGAUCAGUCGUUCUGUUGGCCGUCGUGGACGGCGGGAGCGUCUGUUUUGAGUACUCCUGACGCGCUGAAUGGGUUUGGUCUAUAUUCGCCUGGAUUGGUGUGUCCUUAUGGGAAUACGCCUGCUUGUUCGACGACUUUUGGGGGGGAAGGGAAUUUCCAGUUCCAGUUUCCUGUUACGACGGGGGAAACUGCUAUUGGUUGUUGUCCAAGUGGCUUCUUCUGUCAACAGGCCCCGAGGGGACAAACUUGUGUCGUAACGGCCACAUCCACAACCUUCGAUGGCGUCGUAUGCAGCGACUUCGCAAGGUUGCCUACGGAAUUCAUCAUCCCGGCAACCGUCACAUCCACAGAAGUUACUGGUAGACUGCGCAGAACCGACGUGGUAACAAUAUCGACCCAAACAUUCUUCGCCCCACUUUUCCAAUUGAAUUGGAGAUCUGUCGACCGUCCUUCCAGUUCUCGCUCCAAUACUGGUGGUUCUUCGGUUAGUCAGACACAGACGGAUAACCAACCGUCGAAUACUAGCGAUAGCAAUAAAGGGGAGGAAGGAGGAGGGUUAUCUACUGGCGCGAAGGCCGGGAUAGGAGCCGGUGUAGCGGUUGUAGUGCUACUUAUCCUAGGCGCAUUUGUAUGGGUUUGGAAGAGCAGAAGGAAAGGAAGUUAUGCUUAUGGUGAUGUACCAGUGUUACCGCCUCCGGUACCUUCAGGGCCGGCUGAGUUUUAUACUGAGAAUAAGAUGCCGGCUGAGGCAUCUGCGGAUCAGAUUAAUAUUCGCAGGGCUGAUAUGGCUAGCGAGUUACCGGCUGGUGCUUUGCAGCCGGGGCCAGGUCAACUGGGGCAGCAGACGUGGGAGUUGGAAUCAAGGGCAGCGGUACACCAGCUGGAUGGUCGGCCGCUAAAUGGAUAUUGA